Molecule: messenger RNA, 6125 nt
Organism: Artibeus jamaicensis (Jamaican fruit-eating bat)
Lineage: Eukaryota; Metazoa; Chordata; Mammalia; Chiroptera; Phyllostomidae
Gene: DSG2
Product: desmoglein 2
Exons: 15
Coding region: 272-3622 (1116 amino acids)
Biological process (GO): homophilic cell-cell adhesion
Cellular component (GO): desmosome; plasma membrane
Molecular function (GO): calcium ion binding
Source: RefSeq, a predicted model, not a curated record
GGUGCGCGUGCGACACGGGGGCGGGAAUCACCCGGAGCCUCCUUCCUCUGCGGAUUCCCCACCCCGGCGCCAGCAGCUCCCACCACCCAGGCUCCGUUUUCCGGGGGCACCCACGCCGGGCACCUCGCCCCCGGGCGACCGCGCGGGCGCCGCGGGCGAGGGGAGGCGGGGCGGGGAAAGGGCUGCAGGCGCGGGGAGGAGCCGGGCGCGGGCGGUGGCGCGGAGCGGCUCCGGCGGCCGGAGGCGAGGGCGCGGCGGGCAGCGGGGCGCGAUGGCGAGGAACGCGGAGGGCGUCCUGCUGCUGCUUCUGAUCUGCUUUUGCUUUGGAAAUGCACUCCAUUUAGAGGCCUUAAACACAGGACAGGAAAAUAAGCUGCUUCCUAAACACACCCACUUAGUGCGGCAAAAGCGAGCCUGGAUCACCGCGCCGGUGGCUCUUCGGGAAGGAGAGGAUCUGUCCAGGAAGAAUCCAAUUGCCAAGAUACAUUCUGAUAUUGCAGAAGAAAAGGGAAUCAAAAUCACAUACAGAUACACUGGAAAAGGCAUCACAGAGCCACCUUUUGGUAUCUUUGCCUUUAAUAAAGACACUGGAGAAUUGAAUGUUACCAGCAUUCUCGACCGAGAAGAAACACCAUUUUUUCUGCUAACUGGUUAUGCUUUGGAUAAAGAAGGAAACAAUCUAGAGAAACCAUUGGAACUCCGCAUUAAAGUUCUCGACAUCAAUGACAACGAGCCGGUGUUCACGCAGGACGUCUUUGUUGGGUCUGUGGAAGAGCUGAGUGUAGCACAUACACUCGUGAUGAAGGUCACGGCAACAGAUGCGGAUGACCCCAGCUCUCUGAACUCUAAAAUCUCCUACAGAAUCGUAUCUCAGGAGCCUGCUGGUUCUCCGGUGUUCUACCUAAAUAAAGAUACAGGAGAAGUUUAUACAACCACUAUUACCUUGGACAGAGAGAAACAUAGCAGCUAUACUCUGACAGUAGAAGCAAGAGACGGUAAUGGACAAAUAACAGAUAGACCAGCAAAACAAGCUCAAGUUCAGAUUCGUAUUUUGGAUGUCAAUGACAAUUUACCUGAAGUGAAAGGUGAAAUGCUUGAAGGGAUAGUUGAAGAAAAUCAAGCCAAUAUAGAAGUUAUGCGCAUAAAAGUGUUUGAUGCAGAUGAAGUAGGCUCUGAUAAUUGGUUAGCAAACUUUACAUUUGCAUCAGGAAAUGAAAUGGGUUAUUUCCGCAUAGAAACUGAUACUCAGACUAAUGAAGGAAUUGUGACCCUUAUCAAGGAAUUAGAUUAUGAAGAAAUGAAGCAUCUUGACUUUAGCCUCAUUGUCACAAAUAAAGCACCUUUUCACAAAUCCAUUAAGAAUAAAUACAAGCCGACACCCAUUCCCAUCAAAGUCAAGGUGAAGGACGUGAAAGAAGGCAUCCGUUUUAAAAGCAGCACCAUCUCAGUUCGUACUAGCGAGAGCAUGGACAGAUCAAGCCAAAGCAUGAUAAUCGGAAAGUUUCAAGCCUUUGACGAAGACACUGGAAAACUAGCCCAUGUAAAAUAUGUCAAAUUGGAAGAUAGAGACAAUUGGGUCUCCGUGGAUUCUGUCACAUCUGAAAUUAAACUUGUAAAAAUUCCCGAUUUUGAAUCCAGAUAUGUCCAAAAUGGUACAUACACUGUGAAGGUUUUGGCUAUUUCAGAAGAUUCUCCUAGAAAAACCAUCACUGGCACUGUUAUCAUCACAGUUGAAGACGUCAACGACAACUGCCCCACACUGGUCAACCCCGUGCAGAACGUCUGCGAGGACGAGCAGUUCGUGAACGUGACCGCGAAGGACCUGGACGGUUACCCGUACAGUGACCCUCUGACUUUCGUUGUCGUUGACCACCCCGCUGGAAUGGCAGAAGAAUGGAAAAUCGUGCACAGAGAAGGUUCCAGUGUGUUGCUACAACAAAGAGAACGAAAACUUGGGAGAAGUGAAAUUCAGUUCCUGAUUUCCGAUAAUCAGGGUUUCAGUUGCCCUGAAGCGCAGACCCUAAAGCUCACAGUUUGCGAGUGCCUGGACGGCAGUGGCUGUGUGGAGGCGCUGCGUGAGGGCUACGUUGGCCUGGGGCCUGCAGCGGUCGCCCUGAUCAUUUUUGCUAUUCUGCUCUUACUACUUGUACCCCUUCUUUUGCUGAUGUGCCACUGUGGAGAGAGCGCCAAAGGCUUUGCCCCCAUUCCUGGCACCAUAGAGAUGCUGCAUCCUUGGAAUAAUGAAGGGGCACCACCUGAAGACAAGGUGGUGCCAUCGCUUCUGACGGCGGAUCACAGAGAGAGUGUAGUGGGCAGUGGCGCAGGAGUUGGAGUAGGGGCUGUAGCAGUCAAGGAGUCCACUGUGAAAGGGAGCAGCUCGGCUUCCUUUACCAGAGUGCAGCAUGACAUGUCCGAGGUGGACGGGAGGUGGGAAGAACACCAAAGCCACCUUUCUGGGGGUGCCACCCAGGUGACAGGGACAGCAGGAGCCGUCGUAGGUGGUGAAACCAUAAGGACCACAAGAGCCACGGGGGCUUUCAGAGACUUGGCUGGAGUUCGAGCAGCUGCUACUGCAGCGAACGAGGAAUUCUUACGAAGUUAUUUCACUGAGAAAGCUGCCCGUUGUACUGAGGAAGAUGACAAUCACACAGCCAAAGAUUGCCUUCUGGUCUAUUCUCAGGAAGAAACUGAGUCUCUACAUGGUUCCAUUGGUUGUUGCAGUUUCAUCGAAGGAGAGCUAGAUGACCAUUUCUUGAAUGAUUUAGGAUUUAAGUUCAAGACACUAGCUGAAGUUUGCUUAGGUCAAAAAAUAGAUAUGGAUAUGGAAAUUGAGCAGAGGCCAAUCCCUGAGAGAGAAACAGCUUCUCAUUCACUCUCUGAGCAAACAAGGGUUAACUCAGAGAAUGUCUAUUCCUCUGGAAGUAGCUUUCAAGUUUCAAAACAUUUGCAUGAAGCAAAUGCAGAGCAAAUAACGCAGGAAAUAGCCACCAAAAAGUCUGUGUCUUCUAAGCAGGAUCAAAAGGUAGCUACACCUCUCCCUAAUUCAUUGGCUUCUGGUAGUGUCACAGUGACAGAAACCUUUGCCACAGGCUCCACUGUUUCACCACCAAGCACUGUGAUCCUGGGCCCCAGACAGCCGAAGGGCCUUAUUGUGACGGAGCGAGUGUACGCCCCAGCUGCUACCACGGUAGACCAGCGUUAUGCUAAUGAGGGUAAUGUCAUGGUGACUGAGAGGGUUAUGCAGCCCAACAGGGGCCUGCCUGGUCUUCUGGAAGGCACUCCGUACCUGCCGGAUGGGCCUUAUGUUGUGGUCAGGGAGAGAGAGAGCUUCCUUACUGCCAGCUCAGGUGUGCAGCCCACUCUGGCCACGCCCAGUGCGGCAGCAGGGCAGAACGUGACGGUGGUGGAAAGAGUGCUAACACCCGCUUCCACCCUGCAGUCCAGUUACCCGGCUGCGGCUGAAACCUCCAUGACAGCCGGAAAGACCGUGGUUUCUGGAGCUGGAGUCCCUGGCCCUCUCCCAAAUUUCGGUUUCAAGGAGUCUGGGCAUUCUAGCUCUACUGUAACCACGGCGUCCACCAGAGUCUCCAAGCACAGCACAGUGCAGCGUUCUUUCUCCUGAACGGUCAGCCGCCGUCGGACCCAGAGCUGAACGAGCAAUGAGUGAGUUCCUGUUUUCAAUGGGCCUGCCUUUCCUUGCGGCUCACAGACAUAAGAGGUACCUCCACCAAAGUAAAACCUCAGUCACUUUCAGACCAUGGACCUUGCUCUCUUAGCGUCCAGGAGAGACCUUCAGAAAUGCCCUUGGACGUCCCAAGGGUGUAACCAUGACAGUGUGUCUUAAGUGCCUUUCAGUGAGUUGUGGCCAAACAAUAUUCACAAAGCAAGUUCAACAGAGAGUAAACCUGGCAUCUAAGAAUAUCCCAGAAUAACACGGAGCGUCCGGUUCCUCAGCCGCACCGUAGAGCAAUCAUGAGCCAACGGGGCUGCUGCACACUGUGCCCACAUUUCACGUUGCUCCUCUAUAGCCAUUCUUCCCGCCCCAGCAGCUGUCAAACACUCAUUUACCCAAAGACAAAUGCACAGUUUGGGUGACCGUUGUGCUUGUUUUCCUCAAGAACAGAGGCCUUUCGGUCAGUGUCACAGUGAUAGAAUUUUGGAACAUUGACAUGGUAAAAACACAUGUUUCUGUGCAUGUAACUUUGUGUUGUGUGACCUUAAAAAUAACAUUGUGUCUUCCCUUUGUCCCUCAAUAAUGAAAAUAGUGAAUACCUCCAAUUCAGCUGAAUAAUCCAGGGGAAAAUUCAUAAAUACAAGAUCACUUUACUUUUUAUAGUAGUAAUAUACUAUUUAUAAAACCUCAGGAUAUAUUCUAUUCUAAUUUUGCACAGCUGAACUAACCACUAGACCAUUUACACUGUGAGAAGAACCGUGCUUAUUUCAACGCUUUUGUUUAUCCUCAGUGUCUAACAUGGACGCCAAAGCAACAGCUGUAGAAUGAAACUGGAUGAUAGAAGCCACUCUCUUUAAUCUGUAAUUUCAAAACAUGGAAAGACCUUCUCACUUCUAUAGUGAUGAGUUUGAAAUUAAGAUUUUACUCUCUGUCUCAAACUCAACACAUCAAAUAUGUAAUUGAUAUGAAUUUGUAUGUCGUCCUUGGCCCUUUUUGAAAAGUGAUUUGGGUAUUUUGACCAAAUAAAUAGAUUGUAUUUCUAUUGCUCCUUGAAAGAAGAAGUUAUUCCAAGUUGCAAAGUAUAUGUGCCUCUGAGUAACAAUUUAUAUAAAUACUCUUCACAACAAAAAUAGUUUUCCUACAUUUCAAAUACUGUGUAAUUUUGUGGGUUUUCAAAAUAUUCUGCUUUGAGAAUGAAAUCUUUAAAAAUUUAUUUUUAUAGCACAUUUAUAGAAAUAUUGUUGACUCAUUGUGUAAUGUAAAAUAUUGAUACUUUUUGCUCCCACAGACUGUCUGUGAAUAGAAGAUAAAUAUCUUUAGAUAUCAUAAGUCAAUGGCCAAAGCGAAGGUCCUUCUUCCCUCUGAAUUUUGUGCUCUCUACUUAGUAGGUGGUGUUACUUUUUUUUCAAUGUAGACUUAGUAGUUGCACUUUGCAAGUACGCAACGGGAGAGUCACUGCCGUGUGAAACGUAAAAAUGGCCUGAGUACUUCGAACAAAACGUGGUCUUAAACUUGCGGGAGCGGUCCAAAAACGCUAGCCUAGCAAAUGUGUCUAGUGAAAUCACAUUUUCUUAAUGGUUCUUUGUUCCCAAUAGGUGAUUUAUAUUAGCUUUUACAUUUAUCCCUGGAAAAACUAUAUUUGUAUGUGUAUCAUCAAAAUAUUUAAAUUAAAAAAAACAUGCUCUUUAGAGCAACUCUUUGCCCGGAUCUUUUUAUUGCUCUGUCCUGUUUCACAAAGAAUGUAGCUGGUGGUUGAGAGCCGAGCUGGCGCCCUGAGGGCAGGUGCCUGGUGGACUUUGGUGUUUUAAUUAGAGCUGCUGACACCAGCUCAGCCAGCCCCUUGGAAGAGCACAUUCUCCUUCCUAAGUAGGAUAGAAGAUAAGAAGGCCCAGUUAAAUCUGAAUUUCAGAUCAAUAUUAUGUUUUUAUAGUGUAAGUAUGUCCCUUAGUAAAGAAUUAUCUGUUACCUGAAAUUCAGAUUUAACUGGGCGCUCUAUUUCUGUUUGCCGAGUCUGGCAACCUUGUUCUUAAGGGACUGAAGUUGGCUUCCUGCCCAGAACAACACAGGAGGUACCUGUCGCAUCGGCUGCAGAAAUCUUACACGUCUGAUCCAAAGAGAGAAAAUCAUGAAAUUGAACCAACAUUGAAGGGCUGUUUUAGCUGCUUGUCAUAGUUUACAGGGGGAAAGAUCAAAGUUCCUGCCUGUACUAUGAUGUCAUGUUAAUAAAUACUGUGGACACUGGCACACCGAGACACCCUGUGGCGUGAAGAUGGUGUUACACUCCUGCGACCCCAGGGCUCAUUCCCCAGGUGGCACACGGGGGCAACUUUUGGUUGAUUUCAUGAAUCUGCCGACUAUAUCUCCAUCAUUGCUACAUCAAACUUUAUACAAGAAAAUACUGCUUAUCAAGUAUCGCCUGGAAAUCAUGUAUUUCAGAUAACUUUCAGAUUAU